This is a messenger RNA of Truncatella angustata, 276 nucleotides long. RefSeq lists its product as uncharacterized. Gene Ontology annotation, cellular component: U12-type spliceosomal complex; U2-type prespliceosome; Lsm1-7-Pat1 complex. NCBI's taxonomy places the organism in Eukaryota, Fungi, Ascomycota, Sordariomycetes, Amphisphaeriales, Sporocadaceae. Gene Ontology annotation, molecular function: RNA binding. The record is from RefSeq and is a predicted model, not a curated record. The annotation marks the transcript as partial. The transcript is spliced from 2 exons. Gene Ontology annotation, biological process: nuclear-transcribed mRNA catabolic process; mRNA splicing, via spliceosome.
GAGCGCCCCAAGAAGGAGAACAUCCUCGACCUUGCCAAGUACAUGGACAAGCGCAUCACGGUCAAGUUCAACGGCGGCCGCGAGUGCACCGGCACCCUGAAGGGCUACGACGCCCUGAUGAACCUGGUCCUGGACGAGGUGCACGAGGUUGUGAGAGACGACGAGGGUAACGAGAGCACGAGGUCGCUUGGGCUGGUGGUUGCACGCGGUACACUGCUCGUCGUCAUCAGCCCCGUGGACGGCAGCGAGGAGAUCCAGAACCCUUUCGCGGCGGCA